Colossoma macropomum (tambaqui) is the source of this 3729-nucleotide messenger RNA. It is a transcript of the gene galntl6, whose product is annotated as polypeptide N-acetylgalactosaminyltransferase like 6. The coding region runs from base 74 to 2047 and encodes 657 amino acids. The transcript is spliced from 13 exons. Gene Ontology annotation, cellular component: Golgi apparatus. The record is from RefSeq and is a predicted model, not a curated record. NCBI's taxonomy places the organism in Eukaryota, Metazoa, Chordata, Actinopteri, Characiformes, Serrasalmidae.
CAGUGGUUCUUAUUUCUUUUCACAAAGAUUUUCUUUCACAACUCUGCCGACUGAGGAUGCAAAUUUCUCUCCAAUGAAUCCUCUACAGCCUGUGUUUUGCCUCGUGCUUUGGGGUCUUUGCAUAGCUGAAAGGGGAAACUUUGUCCUGGUGUGUGAGAGAAGGCGGCGCGUUUUCGUGGCCGGAGUGAGCUCCUCUCUGCCUGCCCCUCCGUCUUACAGCAGCAACAACGCCCGGGUCAUCACGAUGAAGAGGAGACAGAAGCGUGUCCUGCAGAUGGCCUUUUUAUUCACCGUGACGCUCAUUUUCUUGCCCAACGUGGGUCUGUGGUCACUGUACAGGGAGAAACACUUGAUGAAGUCGCCUGAGGCUGGAGAGCAGGGGCUCCCAUUGAGUUUGGGUGAUGGGCAUGUUUACAGCUGGACAGACGGUUUAAGAAGGAGAGACUGGCAUGACAAUGAGAGCAUCAGGAGAGAUGAACUGCGUGUUGGGAAAGGAGAGCAUGGGAAGCCAUAUCCACUUGCGGAGGAUGAGUGUGAUGACUCAGUGUACAAAGAGAAUGGUUUUAACAUCUACGUCAGCAACAACGUUGCUUUGGAUCGCUCCCUGCCUGACAUCAGACAUCCAAAUUGUAAGCAGAAGCUGUAUCUGGAAAACCUCCCCAAUACCAGUAUCAUUAUCCCUUUCCAUAACGAGGGUUGGAGCUCUCUCCUGCGUACCAUCCACAGCAUUGUAAACCGCACACCAGACCAUCUAAUUGCUGAGAUCAUUUUGGUGGACGAUUACAGUGACCGAGAGCACCUGGGGGCUCGUCUGGAGGACUACAUGUCCAAGUUUCCGAAAGUGCGUAUUGUGCGCACUAAGAAGCGCGAGGGGCUGAUCCGCACGCGCUUGCUGGGAGCCUCCGUGGCUAAAGGAGAAGUUCUCACCUUCCUGGACUCCCACUGCGAAACCAACGUCAACUGGCUACCACCUUUGCUCGACCAAAUAGCCCAGAACCCCCGAACCAUUGUGUGUCCCAUGAUUGACGUCAUUGACCAUAAUCACUUUGGAUACGAGGCUCAGGCUGGGGACGCUAUGCGAGGGGCCUUUGACUGGGAGAUGUACUACAAACGCAUUCCCAUCCCACCCGAGCUCCAAGGGGCAGACCCCAGCAACCCAUACGAGUCUCCAGUGAUGGCUGGAGGUUUGUUUGCUGUGAAGCGGCAGUGGUUCUGGGAGCUAGGAGGCUAUGACACAGGCCUGGAGAUCUGGGGAGGAGAGCAGUAUGAAAUAUCUUUCAAGGUGUGGAUGUGUGGGGGCAGUAUGUACGAUGUGCCAUGCUCCAGAGUGGGCCACAUCUACAGGAAGUAUGUGCCAUACAAAGUGCCCUCAGGGACCAGCCUAGCUAGAAAUCUGAAGCGAGUGGCAGAGACAUGGAUGGAUGAGUAUGCUGAAUAUAUCUACCAGCGCCGGCCCGAGUACCGCCACCUCUCCACAGGAGACCUGACUGCUCAGAAAGAGCUGCGCAAGCACCUCAAGUGUAAAGACUUCAAAUGGUACAUGAACACGGUGGCCUGGGACCUGCCCAAGUACUACCCUCCUGUGGAGCCCCUGCCUGCUGCAUGGGGAGAGAUCCACAACGCUGCGUCAGGUUUAUGCAUCGACUCCAAACACGGCUCGACAGGCACUGAGCUCCGUCUAGACACCUGCCUGAAAGAGGGAGCUGAGAGAACCUGGGCGCAUGAACAGAUCUUCACCUUUGGCUGGAGGGAGGACAUCAGACCAGGUGAUCCUUUACACACCAGGAAGUUCUGCUUCGACGCCAUCUCUCAGAGCAGUCCUGUCACACUCUAUGACUGCCACGGCAUGAGGGGUAACCAGCACUGGAGCUACCGCAAGGAUAAGUCUCUUUACCACCUGGUGAGCAACGGUUGCAUCGACUGUAGCCCUGCCGAUAAGCGGAUUUUCAUGAACAAGUGCAAUCCCCAGUCCGAGACGCAGCAGUGGCUGUUCCAGAGAGUCAACGCCACCAUCCUGGACAAAUUCAACAGCGCCACCAGCUCCUAGGACCCUGAGGCGCAGCCAGCCUGGGGACUGGCUCAUAUCGAUGCUUAGCAUGGGGGUAGAUGUACUUAGUGUCCGAGUGUGGCCCCCUACCCCUCCAACGACCCACCGCCCACAAGAUGCUGGAGUAGAUGAGGGAGGGAAGGCUCGUUAGAAGGGGAACUGGGACAGAGCUGAGCCUGGGAGACACACGGCUGAUGGCAUACGUCCACACGGACACCCUGCAGGUCCAGGAGAACUUGUGCACAGUCAACCGGUUCUGGAGACCAAGUUCCUUGGCCUUGGUCAUAUCUAACACACUGAAAUACAGAGCAACGUCUGGGUAGCAAGUUUAGUGAACGAACGUUACUACUCGCGCUCUCGAUAUCGCAUGGUGGAUUUGUACUUUACAGGAGACUUGAAAGUGACUUGCUUUUUUAGUACUGCCAUUUCUUUUUGAGGACAUUUGUUUAAACGGUAUAUUUAUUUCUAUUUAUUUGGUAGUAUCUUUGAAAGGAUAAGUUAUUAUGUGAGUAAUCUACUUUGUUUCACCAUCUCUUAUCAAGGGUAAGUCUAAAACUCGGAUUUGCCCUGUGGAAAUAAUGAAUUGUUUUACUUUUUUUUCCCCCACCAUAGCCACAUACCCCCCCUCCCUCUAUGGUUUCUCCCAUCUAAAUUUUAAAUAAAGCAGAAAAAUGAGUAAGAAAUGGUGUGUGUAGUCCAGUUAUAGACUCAUAUUGGCAGAUUUAGACAGAGGCAUUUUUUGUCCUUUACCAGUAUAUAGCAAAAUGUCUGCUUGUAUUUAUAUAGUGCUUUGUUUAAAAAGUAAGGAUUUGGCUCCCUCUGCUGGUUAACUGCGUACAGUACAGAAUUAUUCAGUGUUACAGUGGUAGAGCAGGUGUGCAACUCACAAUACAAACAAUUGUUAAAAGUGAGUUUCUUUUUUAUUCAUUAUUCAUGCAAAACAAACUAGUAGAGAUACACUAUACUUAGUAGAGCAUUGUGUGGGUAUGUUAAUUAUGAGUUAGGCUUCAAAUAAUUAAACAAGUUAAAGUGAAACAUUCCCAAACAGAGUCAAGAAGCAUGAUAUGAUAGACAUGUUUUACAUUUUAAUAAUAGACAAACUUCUAACAGACAUCUACUGACAGUCAUGAAAGCUGCUACGGUUUUCUGCAUGGAUCGCAUGUAUUAUAUUUAAGUGUUUGUUGUGGAACCACGGAUGCACCCUGGACAUUGUUCUUUUUGGAACAACAACAUAAACAGGAUAAACUACGGUAUAUUCCUUUAGGUGCACACCUGGGGGCGCUCACCACCAAGACCUGACUAGCCUGCUCAUGCUACAGUAAUUCCAAAGGUGGGUCGUUACAUUCACUCAGUUCCAAAUAAACUUGUAUUUAAAAGGUAAAGUUUUUGGAUUUGUACUUUCCUGAGUGUUUUUUUGGGUUUAAUUUCAUUCUGUUGUAUUGGUUCAGCUCUUUACUGUUGCUCACUCCUCUUACUUUGGAGCUGUAUCAUUUCAUUUUAGAAAAAUAAAUCAAAAGGAUCUAAAAAGAGAAAUACAGGAUAUAACACAGUUAUUUUAAUUAAAGCUACAUUGUACUUAAGUGGGUUUUUGAGCUGCUCCUUUUGAACAUCACUUACGUUGUUUUUUGGAAAGGUGCUUUUACUUGUUGUUAUUUCACAUAAGUAGCAAUAUCAGAAUAAGG